AUGGCGGUUGCGAUGCGGUUGGCGGCCAAAUUUAACUCCUACUAUGCGGAGAAGCCGGUAUUGACUACUAUGGUCACCAAUGCGGUCCUUGGUGGAGUCGCGGAUACCGUCGCACAACUGAUCACCGCGUUUAAAUCUCGGCCAAGCCGACGAGAUUUUGAUACUGGUGAUCUAAUCUCAAUCGAGAUCCAUGACCUUGACAAGGAGAAACCGCCAGCCCUUGGGGAGCUAGGCCAUGCGAGACACUUGCCUCCGCCUUUCGAUUUUGAGCGACUGACCCGUUUCAUGUCAUAUGGUUUCUUCAUGGCGCCGAUCCAGUUCCAAUGGUUUGGAUUUUUGUCACGGACAUUCCCUCUUACUAAGAAGAAUCCAACCAUCCCGGCCUUGAAACGGGUUGCUGUGGAUCAAUUCAUCUUCGCGCCUUUCGGUCUGGUGUGCUUCUUCACCUUCAUGACACUGGCUGAAGGUGGAGGCCGAAGAGCCUUGACUCGCAAAUUUCAGGACGUCUAUCUGCCUACCCUCAAGGCUAAUUUCGUCCUCUGGCCAGCUGUGCAGAUUCUGAACUUCCGCGUCGUCCCAAUUCAAUUCCAAAUUCCUUUUGUAUCCUCAAUUGGUAUCGCUUGGACUGCAUACUUGUCUCUGACCAAUUCUACGGAGGAGGACUGA
Messenger RNA from Aspergillus alliaceus, 666 nucleotides. RefSeq names its product Mpv17/PMP22 family protein. The transcript has 5 exons. The record is from RefSeq and is a predicted model, not a curated record. NCBI's taxonomy places the organism in Eukaryota, Fungi, Ascomycota, Eurotiomycetes, Eurotiales, Aspergillaceae. Gene Ontology annotation, cellular component: cytoplasm; membrane. The coding region runs from base 1 to 666 and encodes 221 amino acids.